UCAAUUUCCUAGAAUAUAUAUAUUAACUAGUAGUAUAUGUUAUGUGGUGUGGCUGUACUACCAAAAUAUGCAAGCCCUCCAUUUGGUUUUCUAUUUGUAGCUCUGUUUCUUCAAGUAAGUACUAAUUUUUUUUCCCCUUGCAUUAUUCAAAGCAAUUAUAAAUGACGUAAAAUUCAAUGCAUCUAUAUAUCAAUAGUAGUACUACUAAUAGUAAUAAAAGCUAGAGAGUGGUCUUCUUGCCAGCGCUUCUCACUCAGUCUCUCUGCUUCUGCUUUCCUACCUGAAUUUGGGACUCUUUUGAGUACAUUCUGGUUAGCCUGUGUUUCUUUCUGUGCGAACUCCUGGCGGACGCCGAAUAACAAUGGCAGAAGAAGAGGAGCAAAAGUGGGAGCAAGAAGAGGAGUUGGAACGAGUAGAAGAAUUGUCGUCAUUAAAAUUAAGGCGGUCAUCUACUGCUCGCACUACCUCUACUGGUGCUUCUCAAGAUACUAGUGCUACUGCUUCCACUGCCACUUGUACUUCUACUACUAGUCAGUUGGACGGAAAUGGGAAUUGUAAGACCAACGGGCGUAUAAUUGAGCCGCCCUCCAACUCCGUCACUGAAAAUGAAGUUGAUCUAGAUGGGUCAGUUCUUGAUCGAGAUAAACGAGAGGGGCCGGACAAGAUUGCUGCUUUAUUUGAUAGUGUGUUUCACAACCAUACCCGAAUCACAGAUGCUCACUCCAGGUCGGAACCUUGUGUUUACUAUGACAAAGAUGGAGGGUCGCGAGCCAAUUCCACAUUUUGUGGAGAUGACCAUGUUGAGGGAAACACUGGUGUUAGAAUAUAUGAGACCAGAGAAGGGAAUUCUGGUGCUCAGAAGAGCUGUGAUUCUGUAAUUGACUGUAGAGUGGAGGGAAACAAGAAGGAUAGUUCUAACUUGACAAGUCUUCAGCAUUCCCCAGUUCUUUAUGAUGAAUGCAGUGAAACUUACAAGUCCCAGGAAAUCCAAGAAAUUGAAAACGAUGAUAUUGACCUCAUUAAUGGAAGUGGUCUGGACGUUACAGAAUUAGAUGUUGAGAGAGUACUUGAAAAACAAAAUACACAUGAUUUGUACUGUCCAAACUGUAAUUCCUGUAUUACUCGAAGGGUUAUUCUUCGCAAAAGAAAACGCCAAGCUCGCAUCACUAGUGAAGAUGUUAGACGUAAGAAACUAGAAACUGAAGUUGAAUCCAGUUUGACUCACUGUUCUCGACAGGGCCAACAAGCAACCAGCAUUGAGGUUCAUACUACUGAAGAAAAUCCAUUGGAUGAUACUUCUCAAGCUGCAGAGAAGUAUGAACGUGAGAGAGAGACUGAUGUCUUCAGAUGCUUAUCAUGCUUCAGCUUUUUCAUUCCAACAGGAAAUGGGUUUAAAUUGUUUAAGAUAUUUGGAGAUAAAGCUGAAAAGAAGCCUGUUAAAGAUGAGCAGAAAUUGACGAGUAAAAGCGGGAUAUCCUCUACUUUUGCAUCAGAUAGGGAGAGAACUUCAGAGCCAGGCAAUGUUUCUAGGUCAGAGGCUUUGACAACAAACAGUAGCACAUCUCUUUUGGCAUCGCAUGGGAAUGGUCAGGAUGGUCAAUCCUUCUCAAUGCUAAAAGAUCUCUCAACCAACCAUGGGAAAAGCAUUUAUAGGAGCCCAGUUGCUGAAUCUGAGGAAGAUGGAGAUAAGAUUUCACCCUCUUCAAAAGAAGAAAUCUUGAUCAACGGAAAAGAGGUGCUGAAUGCAGGAGACAACUGUAACAAUACAAUUAAGAACAGAGGAGAUGCUGCAAAGGGCCACUUUGAAUCAGCAACCGGCAGUCAGCCAAACACAUUAAACAAUUCCGUAAACAGUGUAGCAUAUCAUCAAAGUGACUCAUCGAGGGGCCACUUUGAAGCAGCAACCGGCAGUCAGCCAAACACAUCAAACAAUUCCAUACACAGUGUAGCAUAUCAUCAAAGUGACUCAUCUAAGGCACCUAUCGACAAUGUACCUGUUACUAAUGGAGAAUCUCUAAUUAUUGAAAGUGAGCAAAACUCAUCAAACAUUUCAGUAAAUGUUGCAGCAUAUCAUCAAGGUGAUCUGUUUAAGGUACCCACUGACAAAAUUCCAGUUAUGAAUGGGGUGUUAUCUCCAGAAGGUCCUGUACCAGGAAAUCAACCAGAUGGACUAAAGCUUCUGAUUUCUUCACCUGGCGGUUCACCUGCUUCCGAGAAAUCACGUGUAGGCCAAAAUCCUGACUUGUCAACACAAAACAAUGGUGCAGAUGGAGCCUACCUGAAUGAAAAUUCUCCGCAGACCAUCUGCAAUAACAAAGAGGAGACUCAUUUUGGGAAACUCUUCAAAAUUAACAAAGAUCCUGCAGUUUUGUCAGUGAAAGGUAUUUCACUAAAUCAAGACAUACCAGCUACUAUAGCUAAAGAUCUGAGGAAGGUAGCAGCUGAGCUAAAUUCAGGCAAGGAUACAGUUAUAGUAGUAGAAUCAGAGGCCAUCAGCACAGUGGCUUCGCAAAGGCAACAAGACUUGACUAUUUCAGAAGAAACAGUGACCUCAGCAAAUUUAACUACAAAUAUCUCUGUGACUGAAUCCACAGGAGCUGACGUUAGACAAGCAUAUGAAAUUGAGAUAAUUAGAAGCAUUGUUUAUGGUGGUUUAGUCGAAUCAAUUACUAGCCUAGGUGUUGUUUCAUCUGCAGCUGGUGGUGAUGCCACCACACUGAAUAUUCUAGCUCUAACAUUGGCCAAUGUGAUUGGUGGACUCGUACUAAUUGGUCACAAUCUCUGGGACCUGAAGAAAGAGCAAGUAACAGAGCAGAUGGAUCGGUACAAGGAACUACUGGGCAGCAGAGAAAAUUUUUUGCUUCAUACAAUUGUUGUCACACUAUCUUUUGUAGUAUUUGGUCUAAUCCCUCCCAUUGUUUAUGGCUUCUCAUUUUUAAAGAGCGGUAACAGGGAACUCAAGCUUCUUGCAGCUGCGGCAGCUUCACUAUUAUGCAUUCUAGUGCUAGCCACUGGGAAGGAAUAUGUUCGAAGGCCACCCAAAUCAUAUGUGAAAACCAUAGCAUACUACAUACUUCUGGGCUUUAUGGCCUCAGGAAUUUCUUAUGCUGUUGGUCAGCUGAUCAAGAGUCUCCUAGAGAAGCUCCAUUUCCAGUCAAAUUCACCUGUUUUCCAGGGCCUUUCCAAGAUGAUGCCUACUGCUGCAGAAUGGGCAUCAUAUUGACCAUUUUUCAGGAAUUUCUCGUGCUGUUGGUGAGCUGAUUAAGAGACUCCUGGAGAAGCUCCACUUCCGUUCAAAUGCACUUGUUUUCCGGAGCCCUCCCAAGAUGGCGCAUGCUGCUGCAGAAUGGGCAUCGUAUUGACCAUUUUUCAUGAUCAUGUAUACCUAAUGUCUGCUUGUCACAUAUACCUUUCUUGGUCAUUCUGCUUGACAUGUAGUAGAAUUCAGAUGACAGUUCUACAAUUUUUCAGAUUUUUUUUUUUGGCUUCGUCUUUAAAGGAGGAUUCAGAGGACUACUUUUGAGUUUUCCUCAAUUUUUCUUA
Coffea eugenioides is the source of this 3543-nucleotide messenger RNA. Its product is annotated as membrane protein of ER body-like protein. Bases 362 to 3223 code for a protein of 953 amino acids. The record is from RefSeq and is a predicted model, not a curated record. The transcript has 9 exons. NCBI's taxonomy places the organism in Eukaryota, Viridiplantae, Streptophyta, Magnoliopsida, Gentianales, Rubiaceae.